Messenger RNA from Brassica rapa (field mustard), 5614 nucleotides. Its product is annotated as ethylene-responsive transcription factor ERF037. The record is from RefSeq and is a predicted model, not a curated record. Lineage: Eukaryota; Viridiplantae; Streptophyta; Magnoliopsida; Brassicales; Brassicaceae. Gene Ontology annotation, biological process: regulation of DNA-templated transcription. Gene Ontology annotation, molecular function: DNA binding; DNA-binding transcription factor activity.
ACCAUUCGUUAUGGUUAUGAGUUUAUGGUGGACAUACUCUAUUCCAAGAAGUUAUGUGAGAAUGAUAUGUGCCAACAGAAUAUGAAUGGAUCGAUUUAGCAUUGAUGAUUUGAUGUUGAUACACUUGUAAAGUCUCAUGAUUUGACCAGUGAGUUUGAGUUUGCGGUCCAGUAUCAAUUAUUCACAUGCUAGUUUUGCAUUUUAUGUUUAUAAAAAAAAUCCACUCCUAAAGUUUUUUUUUUUGAGAAACACACCUAAAGUUAACAACUCUUUAACUAAAACAAUAAAAUAGCAUUCGCGAUACAUUUGACAAAACGAGAUUCUAUUAAAUCAUUUAUUUGUGAGGUCGAUGAAAAAUAAAUGAAGCUCGCAGAUAAAUAAUUUACUCAACUAUUCAGUAGGUGAAAGAAUUAAAUAUUCAAUUAGUGUGCAAACACGAAUGUAUAGACCAUAUAUAGUGUAGAUGUUUGGCCUGGUAGUGGUUUACUGGUUAGGUGCGUGCCGAUUUAUAAUUAUGUCCAUGACAAGUGAAGAAGGACGGGGAGUAUGUACUGAAUUGUUGAGAUUGUGUGGUCAAAUUUGUGAAAGUUGGAAAAUUUAGGGGUUCAAUUGGGCCCCAUUUAUUUAAAGCCCACAAUUAACUAACCUCUUAUGCUUGUAGGCCCAAAAUGGUCCCAGCCCAUUGAUUGUUCUCAUCUACUAACCUAAUCAAUGAUUUUCUUUUAGUUCCCUAGUUAUUCAUAUAUGUUGGAUGACACCAUACAAACAAAAAUUAUCACCAUAGACGAUAAAAUUAUUAUCUGACAUUUAUAAUAUAAAUAUCGUCAUUAAUUUGAGUAACCAAUGUAACUUUUAUAGCAAAAUUUUUCUGAAUCAAAAUUUAAACUAAUUUCAUACUAAUUUAUUGCUACUAGUUUGUUUGUUUAUUUAUUUACAUGUGGUGCCAUAAGCCUGAGCUCAGCCAUCGUAAAUAUCCGCGGGCACUCCCGACCACGACGCCUUUUAUGGAUUAGGUUAUGUUGCUAUUAUCUAGCUAGAUCAAUCUAGGUCAAUGUUUUCCGGUAAACCAAAAUCUAUUAAUUGUGAUUAAUAAGAUGGGAUAGUAUUGUACAUCAUUGAUAAGCUGAUAUAAUUAAAUGCUGAAGUAUACUACUACUAGUUAAUUACUCGUGACCAAUAUUUCUGACGAUAAUAUCUAUGUAGGUGUUAACGAAUUUGACUAAUAAUGUGUCUAUACUAUGAAUUGAGACAUUAAUGAGCUCAACUAUAAUUCCAUGCAACUUAUGCAAACAAAACAAUGGAAAAUGAAACAGAUUUAUAGAGCAAGAGGAAAACGGGCAGGUCGAUUAAUAGCAUGGAGUAACAUACUAUAUGAUAGUGAUAGUGAUACACACGACACACACACAUAUUUUUCGUCUAAAAAUAUCACAACAAUUUAGUGCGAGGGAUGGAUGCUGAUAGAUUUUCAUAAUGAGAAAAAAAUGAUAAUGAAUUCGUUACGUAAUUGAUGGUAGCAUGGAAACCCUAGCGUAACGCACGUGGCACGCCAUGUUAUUAAUAUCUUAUUUCAAGGUAACUUAUAUCUAUUUUCAACUAUGUACUAAACACAUAAUAAAACUACGUACAUAUUUAUCUUCAACAAACCAUUUUGUGUAUAGUAUACUUUCUCAAAAAAUUGUAUAGUUAUGUACUGAGUUUAAUUAACUAGCUAUAAACUCUGUUACAACAGCCGAAAAAUACUAAUUUAUCAUGUUUAUAAUUGUCCGAGCAGAUUCUAAGUAUAGUUCGGGACUUUUUGGUUAGCAUAAAUUUAGAAAUUAAUAUAAUAAAAUGUAUAUUCAUUCGAUUUUAUUUAUUGGUAUAUUAAAUUAUAUUUCAACUUAGUCAGUGAGCCUUCCUUUCGCAUUUGUUUAUCAUCAUCAAUUCAAUAUAUGUAGCGUAAGGAUUAAAUAAAACUUUCAACAGAAUCCAUGUAAGUUAGUUUUUGAAUACCAGUGUUCAUACUGCAAUAUAGAAGCGAACACUACCUAGAAAUACUACUUCUGAGUAUUAAAAUAUACUACUUUACACCGGCCUUUUUAUUAACGUAACCAUUAUAAAAUAUAAACAUACACAGAGAGAUAGACACAUAAAUAGCUGUCUAGAAAAUACAAUAUGACAUAGUAACAUAUUGUAUUUACCAUUCGUAAGAAAACGACACGUUUGUAACAUUAAUAUCACAAUUAUAAUGGCUACGAUCUAGCAUUGAUAUCAAAAUACAUAACAAUGAUACUCUCGUCAGGUACUCAAACGUCACGAUCAAAACGACUACCUAAAAAAGAAGUUGAAGUAAAAACAAACAGUGAGGUGUAUUCAAAUAAUGAUGAUAUAUGUGUGGUAAAUAAGCAUUAAAUAUCGAAUUCUAUGGAAGAAUGCUAAAUAAUAAAAUAGUAGAAAUUAGGGAGACUUUAAAAUAAAGGCAUGUGAGAAGGGUGUUGACAGUUGUCAGAAAUGCCAUGCUGAGAUGGGGCAAAGAGCUUUCACUCCUUGUGGGUCUCUUUAAUUAUCUCUUUUCCUCUUCCCUUCCUUCUAAUUAGUUUCUAACCUAACAGUAAAUCAUACUCUAUGAUCUGUCUAUUUGCAUUUUUAUCAAGUCUAAACCUAAAAACCCGAGUUUCUAGACUAGGAAAUUCAUAUAACUAUACCGUAUAAUAGAUUAUCUACCUAUUUGUUCUUCAACAAAGUAGGUCAUAGAAAGGUGCAAGCAACAAAGCAUCAAUGACGAACGAAGAAAAAGAUCAAUUACUAUUAUGCUAUUUAUGGUAGUAGAGUAUAAUAUGAAAGCUUUAGUUCUCGAUAGAAUACCAGCUCGGGUUUAGUUGGGGCACUUGAUUUCCACCGAAAAACAUUUAAUUUCUACGAUAUACCAUAGCGCUGCAUCAUUUUAUUCCUUUUCACAACAAGACAAAAUAUAAGUAUAUAUAUUAUCUAGUUCUAUCUCUCCAUUUUGAUAUUAGCAUACAGUGUUUCAAAUAUAAGCAUUAAUUAAAAUCGGAAAACAAUCUACCCAGUGUAGUACAUAUCACCAGCACGUAAAACUGUUAAAUCCCUAUAGUAAUAUAUUCAAUAUUUUACAAGUAUAUUGUGUUUUAUCAACAUCCUGCUGGUCUUAUUUUAUUCUAACAAUUCUCCAUUUGCUAUUGCAUAAUGGAAUUUUAGCCCAUAUUCAAACAAUCAAGUUCAUCCAUGGACCAUGCAUAGGUUAUCACGAAAAGAUAAAUAAACAUUUACUUGCCCUAGUGUAAAAAUACUAAACAUUAAAUAAAAGAAAAUUAAAUUAAAUGAGUCAUUUUCAAGUAUAUAUAUUGACGUAGGUGUGAACAUACCUGUCAUCACAAGUAUGCGAUCCACUGUCCUUUCCUAACUUCAACAUUUUCACUUCAAUACUUUCUCAAUCUCUUUCUCUCAAGCCUUUAUAUAAACCCUACCUAAUACGUACGUACUCUCCUCACACUCACUGAGUCAUCAAAACCUACGUGUCAAUGACCGAGUUAUCCAUUUCCUCCGUCCAACAACCUUCUCUGGUGGAAGAGGAGACUCAUCACCACCGAGAAGAUGAAGAGACCCAUCGAACAAAUAAGAAGAAACGGGCUAGACCCGACCCGUGUUAUAGAGGCGUACGGAUGCGAACGUGGGGCAAAUGGGUCUCCGAGAUCCGCGAGCCACGCAAGAAGAGCCGAAUCUGGCUCGGCACCUUCUCCACGGCGGAGAUGGCGGCGCGUGCGCACGACGCAGCUGCUUUAACCAUCAAAGGACCCUCAGCCGUCCUCAACUUCCCGGAGCUAGCCACUUUCCUUCCUCGUCCAGCUUCCUCCUCUCCACGCGACGUUCAAGCUGCAGCCGCCGUAGCCGCCGCCAUGGACUUUUCCUCCUCCUCCUCCUCUGCCGGCGUUAUCUCUGAUCCCACCACCGUUGUCCCCGAGUCGCAGUUAUCUUCUUCAAGUAGCUACUUGUCGUUUACAUCGUCUUCAACAUUGUCACCGUCGAGCGAAGAAGCAGCAUCAUCAACGGCGGAAGAACUGAGCGAGAUAGUCGAGUUGCCGAGUCUAGAGACGAGUUACGAUGAGCCGUGGAGCGAGUUCGUGUACGUUGACCCGGCGUAUCCACCUAGUUCGCCUUGGUAUUUUAAUAACUGUUAUAGCUUUUAUCACCACAGCGACGAAACUGGCACUUCGAUGGGUGAACCUUUUGACUCUUCCAACUUUUGUCUUUUUCCUUAGUUUAAUUUCUCCUGUUUUUUCUUUUCCAUUGUAGACCAUUUUCUUUGAGGUUUAUUUAAUUAUUGGUUUCACAACAGUGUUUAAUAUACUCGAUUAAACCUGGUUUUAUCAAAUAAUAUAUGUUUCAUAGUUCUUUUUGUAUUGUGAUCGGAUCUUCUAGAAAAAAAAAGCUAAAACAAGUCACGCAUGCAAUACCUAACAGGCCAAUAUGAUUGUAGGAUAACUAUUUUCUGUUUUUUAUUUUGUAGGUUUAGCAACAUCAUAAAUGUUUGUAGGUGAAUAUUUCGAGCAUUGAACUAUUUAUAUGAAGGUAUAAUAGGCUGGUAUACCUUUUUUAGUUUGAAUGUUUAAUUUGUAUAAUUAAUUAAAUCAUGUGUUCUCAGAUAGUUUUUUAGCUGGCAUAUAUGGAAUCUUUUUCCAACUUGGUACUUAAUUAUUGGUUUAUUAUCAUCCUCUGAAUCUAAUUCACAAAAUUUCUCUUGUUAGAUCGAGCUAACUAGUUCAGAUGAAUUAUUGUGUAUUAAAAAUUACAAAGAAAAGCUUACACUUUUGCGUUUAAAACUCUAUUUAUACCCUGCUAUAAUGGAUUAAAUAUCAAAAAUUGUUGUACAAGAGAAGUAAGAACUUAUUGUUCUGCCAAAACCAAAUUGCAGGUAAAUUAAGCAUACUUAUGCUUUAAUCCUUAUUUGACUUUAUGACAUUAGUCAGACGUAAUUAAUGACUUGACCAUUGAAUUAACACGUGCAUGCACUAACUCAUAUGCAAAUCCGAUGACGUUGAUUAACAAGAAGUCUUUAUUUGUUUCUAUUUUUCUUAGACGAAAUUUUAUUUUAUGUUUGAACAAUUCAGUUUUUUUUUUCGUACGCAAAUUAACAAGUAUUGCGUGAGUCUCUCCUCGACGAAAACUUCAAUCAACACCCGCCACAUGAGGUGAUUAAGCUAACCAUUUAAAACUAUUAUCGUACAUUAACUUAAACUAAAAUCAAUUGUUCUUUCAAAAAAAAAAAACUAAAAUUAAUUGUUACGUUAAUUAAUAAUGCAUUUAACUAUUCCGUAGGAAAAGGUCAUUGCCAUCGGGAUCCGCGGUCAACGGAGGUUCCACCCACGAGCACAGUGUUUAUUUAUUUUUUUGCUCAAAUAUAGAUGAUUCUUUUUGAUAGUUUAAUGGGGACCCAUUUUAUAUACUAUAAAUUUUAUAAUAAUGCAGGAUCUUUUGUCAGAUGUAUGUAAAUUAUUAUGCUUAAUGAUCGGAAAUAGAACUUCCAAAAAAAGUGUUGCGAAUCCUACAGGAGAAGGGUCAUGCCUUUGGUUUUCAAGAACCAAAUCGUCCCCUAAACUAUCAAAGUUAAUCGUUU